Silurus meridionalis is the source of this 2066-nucleotide messenger RNA. RefSeq names its product tripartite motif-containing protein 16-like. NCBI's taxonomy places the organism in Eukaryota, Metazoa, Chordata, Actinopteri, Siluriformes, Siluridae. The transcript has 6 exons. The coding region runs from base 358 to 2031 and encodes 557 amino acids. The record is from RefSeq and is a predicted model, not a curated record. Gene Ontology annotation, molecular function: zinc ion binding; protein binding.
AUUAGCAUAAACAUACUACAGAUUUAGCCGGCCAUGCACGUGCAUGAAGAAGCUCCCCGGUUACCAUGGCAACGACCCAAACAGAAGAAGGUAUCUAAACAGCGUUUGACUCCAAACUCGUCACACAGAAGAUUAACAUCGUCCACACUGGAGCUCAUUUACCUCCAUCACCUGAUUAACAGUCACAGAGAGCAGGAUUUCACACUUAGUGUAUUAUAAAAUUCACUUUAUUUAGAACCUCGCUGCCUUUCUACUGCUAUUACACACUCUGUACACACACACACACACACACACACACACACACACACAGAGACCCAGUAAGUAGAUUUCAGUGAAAGCGAAUCUGAGAGCAAGAAAAUGAAUGACUUCAGCAUUUCAGUAGAUCAGCUUCCAGUAAAUAAGUUCAGAUGUCCAGUGUGUCUGGAUCUCCUGAAGGAUCCAGUGGAUACCCCGUGUGGUCACAGUUUCUGUAAGGUGUGUAUUAAUGGCUUCUGGGAUCAGGAGGAUUGGAUUGGUGUCUACAGCUGUCCUAAGUGCAGACACACUUUCAAUCCAAGGCCUGUUCUACACAGAAACAUCAUGCUGGAAAAACUGAUGGAGAAAGUAAAGAACUCAGAAGCCCAAGCUGCUCGUUAUGACGCUGGACCUGGAGAUGUGGAAUGUAAUUUAUGCAGUGGGAGAAAACGCAAAGCCGUCAAGUCGUGUCUGAUGUGUCUGAACUCCUUUUGUGAAACUCAUCUGAAACCUCACUACGAAGUUCCUUCCUGGAAGAAGCACAAGUUAAUCGAAGCCUCUGGGAAUCUACAAGAGAAGAUCUGCUCUGAGCACCAUGAGAUUUUGAAGAUAUACUGUCGUACCGACCAAAGCUUCAUCUGUUAUCUGUGUCCGAUGCAUGAACACAGAGGACAUGACACAGUUGCAGCUGCAGCAGAACGAUCUGAAAAACAGACUCAGCUGAAGGAGGAGCAGAUGAAAUUCCAGCAGAGAAUCCAGGAGAAGCAGAAGAAGGUGCAGGAGCUGAAACAGGAUGUGAACAUUAUAAAGCUCAGUGCACAGACAGCAGUAGAUGACAGUGAGAAGAUCUUUACUGAGAUGAUCAGCUCCAUGGAGAAAAAGCGCUCGGAGGUGACGGAGCUGAUCAGAGAUCAGGAGAAGGCUGAACUGAGUGGAGCUGAACGACUCCUGGAGCAACUGGAGCAGGAGAUUUCUGAUCUUCAGAGGAGAAUCACUGAGCUGGAGCAGCUUUCACACACACACGAUCACAUCCAUUUCCUCCAGAGUUUCCAGUCUCUCAGUGUAUCUUCUGGAUGUGAGGACUCACCCAGCAUCACUGUCCAUCAACAUCUCACAUUUAAUAGAGUGAGGAAAUCAGUCUCUGAUCUGAAAAAGAGAUUUGAGGAACUCUGCCAGGAGGAAUUCAUCAUAAUUCAUGAACAUGCUGCAGAAGUUCAGAUGAUUUUACCCUCAGAACCAAAGAGCAGAGAAGAAUUUCUAAACUAUUUCUGUGAUCUGACUCUGGAUCCCAACACAGUACAUUAUUACCUCAUUCUGUCUGAGAAGAACAAAGUGGUGACACGCAGUGAGACAAAGCAGUCGUACUCUGAUCAUCCAGAGAGAUUUAACUCCUACUGUCAGGUGUUGAGUAAAGAGAGUGUGUGUGGACGCUGUUACUGGGAGAUGGAGUGGAGCAGUGAGAGAAAUGUGUUCAUAUCAGUCUCAUAUAAAGACAUCAGAAGGAUAAUAUGGGGUGAUGAGUGUGUGUUUGGACACAACGAUCAGUCCUGGAGUCUGCAGUGUUCUUCUUCUUCUGUUAGUUUCUAUCACAACAACAUUAUGACUGAUCUGAAAGUUCCAUCAUCCUCCAGAAUAGGAGUGUAUGUGGAUCACAGUGCAGGAACUCUGUCCUUCUACAGCGUCUCUGAUACGAUGAAGCUCCUCCACAGACUCCACACCACAUUCACUCAGCCUCUAUACGCUGGAUUCUUGCUGCCUUCUUACACAGCAACUGUGAGAUUAUGUGAUUCGCAAUAAAACAUUUGUACCCUAAGUUUCAAUUAAAAUAUGCA